AUGUUUUUGAAACGGCAUCCAGAAAUUUCAAAGAGAAAGGCACAGUUCAUGAAUCCAGCUAGGGCGCAAAAGCUAAACAGACCAAUCGUUAGCCAACACUUCUCAGAAAUCCAAAAAAUUUAUGACGAGCUUGAAAUUAUAACACACCCGCAAAGACUUUACAACAUAGACGAAAAGGGAUGUCGGUUGACUGUUCAUAAUCAACAGACUGUUCUAGCACAAAGAGGAGCUCGACGAGUCCAUUUAAUAGCGCCAGAGCAUGCUCAAAAUGUCACGAUCGCAAUGUGUGUCAAUGCUGUCGGGACCGCUAUUCCACCGAUGAUAAUAUUUAAAGGACAGAGGCAGAAACCUGAAUUUAGUGACAAUUUACCCGCGGGGAGUUUCGUGAAGAUGUCAGCAAAAGGGAGCAUGACAACUGAACUAUUCGUGGAGUUCAUUAAACAUUUGGCAAAAUAUAAGACUCAAGGAAAAAUUUUGUUGAUCUUCGAUGGAGCGUCAUCGCACUUAGAUUACACGAUCGUUGAGGAAGCAGACCGGCAUGACAUAGUCCUUUAUUGUCUCCCGAGUAAUACUACGCACGAGCUGCAACCUCUGGACAAAUCUGUGAAUAAGUCUUUUGAACAUUAUUGGGAUCAAGAGGUUUUAAGAUACAUGUAUCAAAAUCCUGAAAGACGCAUAACGAAAACCAGUUUUAAUACAAUUUUCACAAAGGUGUGGUCACAGUGUUUGACUCACGACAAUAUAGUAAACGGGUUUCGAGCUACGGGCUUGUACCCUUUCAACCCUGACAUAUUACCUGACGAGGCAUUUGCUCCAUCAAUUUUAACAGAGCUGCCUCCACCAACAGAACCCAGCGCUUUAGUAGGCUCAAACACAGAUCAUCCAGAUAAUUAUACUGUCAAUCAGCCAGAAGAACAGCUUCGAAACGAGGAUGAUUCUCAAUCUCAUUUGGAGCAGGUUCCUGAUUUACCCGAAAAGUCCUGCUCAAAGCGCCAUGGAUCUAAAUAA
This is a messenger RNA of Helicoverpa armigera (cotton bollworm), 1008 nucleotides long. RefSeq lists its product as uncharacterized. The transcript has a single exon. Gene Ontology annotation, molecular function: DNA binding. The record is from RefSeq and is a predicted model, not a curated record. NCBI's taxonomy places the organism in Eukaryota, Metazoa, Arthropoda, Insecta, Lepidoptera, Noctuidae. The coding region runs from base 1 to 1008 and encodes 335 amino acids. Gene Ontology annotation, cellular component: nucleus.